UACCGGAAGUUCAUAUGAAAAUAACUCUUGCGGAGCAGACGCGGUGUGGUGUGCGGGCCUGCCUAGUUCUAGAGCUGUUAUGGGCAAAAGAGAUCGAGUGGACCGCGACAAGAAGAAAUCCAAGAAGAGGCAGUAUGAAGAGGAAGAAGAAGACGAAGACGACGCUCCUGGGAACGAUUCUCAGGAGGCGGUGCCCUCAGCCGCAGGGAAACAGGUGGACGAGUCCAGCACCAAAGUGGAUGAGUAUGGAGCAAAGGACUACAGACAGCAGAUGCCACUAAAGGGUGACCAUACCUCCAGGCCCCUCUGGGUGGCUCCUGAUGGCCACAUUUUCUUGGAAGCCUUCUCUCCAGUUUACAAAUAUGCCCAAGACUUCCUGGUGGCAAUUGCAGAGCCAGUGUGCCGGCCUACUCAUGUACAUGAGUACAAGCUAACCGCCUACUCCCUCUAUGCAGCUGUCAGUGUUGGGCUGCAAACCAGUGACAUCACUGAGUACCUCAGAAAGCUCAGUAAGACUGGAGUUCCUGAUGGGAUUAUCCAGUUUAUUAAGCUGUGCACUGUCAGCUAUGGAAAAGUUAAGCUGGUCCUGAAGCACAACAGGUACUUUGUUGAAAGUUCCCACCCUGAUGUCAUCCAGCAUCUUCUUCAAGACCCAGUAAUCCGGGAAUGUCGCUUGAGGAAUGCGGAGGGGGAGGCUACAGAACUCAUCACAGAGACUUUUACAAGCAAAUCUGCUAUUUCUAAGACGGCAGAAGGCAGUGGCGGGCCUUCUACUUCUCAGGGGGUAGAUGCACAGGCCAAAUCUGACAUCCCCAAAGACCUGUUUGAUUUUUAUGAGCAAAUGGACAAGGAUGAGGAGGAGGAGGAAGAGACACAGACAGUAUCCUUUGAAGUUAAGCAGGAAAUGAUUGAGGAGCUCCAGAAGCGCUGCAUCUGCCUAGAGUACCCUCUGUUGGCAGAGUAUGACUUCCGGAAUGACUCUCUCAACCCUGAUAUCAACAUCGACCUGAAGCCCACAGCUGUGCUCAGACCCUAUCAGGAGAAGAGCCUGCGGAAGAUGUUUGGGAAUGGACGUGCACGCUCAGGAGUCAUUGUUCUUCCCUGUGGUGCUGGGAAGUCCCUGGUUGGCGUGACUGCCGCAUGCACCGUUAGAAAGCGCUGUCUGGUCCUGGGCAACUCGGCUGUGUCUGUGGAGCAGUGGAAAGCCCAGUUUAAGAUGUGGUCAACCAUCGAUGACAGCCAGAUCUGCCGUUUCACCUCGGAUGCCAAGGACAAGCCCAUUGGCUGCUCCAUUGCCAUUAGCACUUACUCUAUGCUGGGCCACACCACCAAAAGGUCUUGGGAGGCUGAGAGAGUCAUGGAAUGGCUAAAAACCCAGGAGUGGGGCCUCAUGAUCCUUGACGAGGUGCACACCAUUCCAGCCAAGAUGUUUCGGCGGGUGCUGACCAUUGUGCAGGCACACUGUAAGCUUGGUUUGACUGCAACCCUUGUCCGGGAAGAUGACAAAAUUGUUGACUUAAAUUUCCUGAUUGGGCCCAAGCUUUAUGAAGCCAAUUGGAUGGAGCUGCAGAACAAUGGGUACAUUGCCAAAGUGCAGUGUGCUGAGGUUUGGUGCCCGAUGUCUCCUGAGUUCUACCGAGAGUAUGUAGCGAUCAAAACAAAGAAACGAAUCCUGUUGUACACCAUGAAUCCCAACAAGUUCAGAGCCUGCCAGUUUCUCAUCAAGUUUCAUGAAAGGAGGAAUGACAAGAUUAUUGUCUUUGCUGACAAUGUAUUCGCCUUGAAGGAAUAUGCCAUUCGGCUGAACAAACCUUACAUCUAUGGGCCCACGUCCCAGGGAGAAAGGAUGCAGAUUCUCCAGAACUUCAAGCACAACCCCAAAAUCAACACCAUCUUCAUCUCCAAGGUUGGUGACACAUCCUUUGAUCUGCCAGAAGCAAAUGUCCUCAUUCAGAUCUCUUCCCAUGGUGGCUCCAGACGGCAGGAAGCCCAGAGACUGGGACGGGUACUCAGGGCCAAGAAAGGGAUGGUUGCCGAGGAGUACAACGCCUUUUUCUACUCCCUGGUGUCCCAGGACACACAGGAAAUGGCUUAUUCCACCAAGCGACAGAGAUUCUUGGUAGAUCAAGGUUACAGCUUUAAGGUAAUCACAAAGCUCGCCGGCAUGGAGGAAGAGGAGCUGGCAUUCUCCACCAAAGAGGAGCAGCAGCAGCUCCUGCAGAAGGUCCUGGCAGCCACCGACCUGGAUGCAGAGGAGGAAGUGGUGGCUGGAGAGUUUGGCUCUAGAUCUGGCCAGGCAUCCCGGCGCUUUGGCACCAUGAGCUCUCUGUCCGGGGCAGAUGACACUGUGUAUAUGGAGUACCACUCAUCCCGAAGCAAAGGCUCCACCAAGCACGUGCACCCCCUUUUCAAACGUUUCAGGAAGUGACACCCACCCUGUACUCAGUUGAAGACUGGAUCUUGAAGAGUUGAAGAAAGAGACUUCUUUCUCAGUGUGAUCUUUUCUGUCCAAGACUAUGUGCUUUCCUAUUGACGUAAUGCAAUACCUGUUGACUGACUGUGCUUGGAAACCAGUCAGUGUUAGGGCUGUGACUGCCUUCAUGGGUCCCAGGCUUCAAAAGGAGAGAAAGGCUGCUGUUGUUUUUUAUUCAGACUUGUUAAGAGUGUAUUAUUUCUGUAUAUAAAAAUUAUACCACUUAAGGCACAUUUGUCUUCAUUUUAUUGAAUGAAUUAAAAAAUGGAAUCUGGGGGUCUCUGGAGCUUCAGAUUGAAAAGUAGGCACAUUUUUCCAUCCCUCACCCAGAGACAAUCUCCAAUUGAUGAGGACUUGCAAAUGAAAAUUUAGUUUUCUCCAAGGGAGUCUCACUGGGGGAACAAACUACUCUUAAGGGCAGGCUCUAUGCCCAGCAGUAGAUGCCGACAGGAAACAAACACAGCGGCCUCUUUGGAGGCUCCUUGGCAUUUCAGGGCUUUUCCCUCCUUUCUAAAAUUUUAUCUUAGUAUAUAUCUUUUAAUUUAUAUCCUUCUCACUUUUUACCCUACUGGUCCUCUGUGUACAUAUUGUGAUUUUACGAGAUUUCGAGGGUGAGCAAGCAGGUCUGUGUCUUCUCUUCUGCUCUUUUUCUUGUGUUUGUUUUGUCUUAUAUUUUAGUAUUUAAACAUGGAAUUUGGGCUCUGCAAUACUAAAUCAGCUUACUUUGAAAUGUCACCGACCUAGGAGGUUUUAGUAUUUUACCCAUGAGAGGCUGAGAACUGGGUGGUGGCUCCGUCCAUGAGGCUUGCUGCUUUAGUAGUCCCUCUCUGGAGCCAAGUCUGGAAAGACUGCUGCUCCCUAGGGAGGGACGCCUGGAAAAGGAACGCUUCAGGUAGCAGCAAGGAGAUCACAGCACCAGGGUAAAGAAGGCUGAGGCCGGAGGGAAGGUGAAGCCAGCAAAAGCUGAGUAAUCAUCUCUACCACCAGCCACCCCCUCUGAGAUCUAGGCCCAUGGCAGGUGCCACACAUGGAGUGGCUGCAGUGGCAGUUGUCUGCAAUUCUCGAUACAGGUCAUUAUAUUCUGAGGCAAGUUGAUGCUAAAACCAAGUGCUGCAUGCUUAGUAUUAAUCACGGAUCUAAGAUCACAUGGGAGACACACCCACGGACCUGUCUACAAAGGCGUUUCAAGUUAGGAGAACUGAGGUAGGAAGACUCAACCAACACAUGCACCAUCCUCUGGGCUAGAAUACAAAGGAAGAAGGCUGAGGACCAGCAUCCCUGGACCCUGACUGGCUGCAAUGUGAACAGCCACUUCCUGGUCCUGCCACCAUUACUGACUGCACCCCUAAGCUGGCAGCCAAAGUAAAGCCGCUGUUUUAUUAAGUGUUUUGUCACAGCAAUGAGAAAAACAACUAACACAAUCCCUGAGACCUGAGGCCUGUGUUGUUACACCAAGGGCUGCUGCUUGCUGCUUGCUGUUCCUGCCGUGUGCCACAGAGGGCCACAGAAGCUGCCAGGCACCAGGCAGGAGAGAGUUCUCACCUUUGUCAUUUCUAUCCCCAGGUGUGUAAAUGUGCUUGUGUGGGUGUGUGCACAUGUGCAAAGCCAGAAGUUGAUGUCACAUGUCUCUCCUUAGUCACUCCACUUAUAUUUUUUUGAGCCAGGAUCUCUCACUGAACCUGAAACCUAGUGAGCUCAGUAAGAUGAAGAGACCCAGGGAUUUACCUGCCUCUGCCCUGCACCCAGCCCUGGGGUUGUUAGUGUGCAUGGCCACGCCCAGCUUUAUAUAGAAGUUCUGAGGCUCAAGCAGGUCCUCCUGCUGUGUGGCAGGUGCUGUCUCCUGAGCUCCUUUUCUCUGGUCCCUGCACUCAGGCUCUCUAAGAAGCGUUGGAUAACUCAAAACUCUUCAGCUGUUGGAGUUUUCUGGCCUUACGUAUUGCAUUUGACCUUUUGAUCAUUCAUGAAUUAGGUUUUGUCUGUUUGUUUUCAGUGCUGGGCAUUGAACCCAAGGCAUUGGGCAUGUUAGGUAAGUGCUGUACCACUGGGCCACACCCCCAGAUCAGAUUCUGAGUUACUGUAUUACUGUAUUACUGAAUUACUGUAAUAGAUGGGCUAAGGUUGUAUUUUAUUCUUAGGUGUGGAUAUCCUGCCAUCCCACUUAUGUGGGGUAUUUUUUUCUUCAUUUAAAUUGUAUUGGUCCUUUUUUUUCAAAAAGGAGUUGAUGUGUUAUAUAUAUAUAUCUAUAUCAUACUUCCUCCCUCAAAUUCAGAGACAUUAUAAAAGAGAGGGUGGGAAUAUUGUAAGAACUAGAGGGUAAGAUGUGAAAUAUUUAACAAGCAAUAAAUUUAAAUUUGGUUACGAAA
Messenger RNA from Arvicanthis niloticus (Nile rat), 4836 nucleotides. RefSeq names its product ERCC excision repair 3, TFIIH core complex helicase subunit (gene Ercc3). Lineage: Eukaryota; Metazoa; Chordata; Mammalia; Rodentia; Muridae. Gene Ontology annotation, cellular component: transcription factor TFIIH holo complex; transcription preinitiation complex; nucleotide-excision repair factor 3 complex. Gene Ontology annotation, biological process: nucleotide-excision repair; transcription initiation at RNA polymerase II promoter; embryonic organ development. The record is from RefSeq and is a predicted model, not a curated record. Gene Ontology annotation, molecular function: hydrolase activity; 3'-5' DNA helicase activity; DNA binding.